Epinephelus fuscoguttatus (brown-marbled grouper) is the source of this 2363-nucleotide messenger RNA. It is a transcript of the gene rbm34, whose product is annotated as RNA binding motif protein 34. The transcript has 11 exons. Gene Ontology annotation, molecular function: RNA binding. The record is from RefSeq and is a predicted model, not a curated record. NCBI's taxonomy places the organism in Eukaryota, Metazoa, Chordata, Actinopteri, Perciformes, Serranidae. Bases 324 to 1595 code for a protein of 423 amino acids.
AUUUAAGAGAUCUUAACUGAUUUAUUGUUCGUUGUUUUUUUUAGAAACAGACUCACAGAGAUCGUUAAUCGAGUCUAAAAUUUAAAAGGAACUAUUGUGCCGCUGUGACCGUGUUCCCCGUGGGACAUAAUUCGCAGUAGGACGAACUGUGUGUGUUGAGGGAGAAAACGUGAGAACGUGCUGUAACGUUAGAUCUCGUGUUAUUGGAGUUAAACGUUGUAUAAAUUAAUUAAAUGCUGCAGCUAACCUGAUCAACUAUACAGAUCUACAGAACAAACCGGAAGUCAGUCUCGGAGUGACGCUGGAAUAACCCGGAGGAAACCAUGAAGAAGAAACUUCAGCAGAGUGAAGAGGCGUCUCCGGGGCAACCGCCAGCUGACUAUGUGGUGGGUCAGGUGUCUGGAAGUUUGUCCCAGAAGAAGUCCGCAGCCUCCGGAUCGCUGUCGGCUUUGUUCGGCACCGCUGCGCCAGCUGCACCUCUUCUGUUUCAGCCUGCGCCCAAGCCUGUUAAGAAGAGCACAGAGCAGCAGGCGGAAACUCCAGAGGUCAAAGGUCAACCCAGCCAGAAGAAGAAGAAGGAGAAGCCGCUGAAGGAAAAAUCAGAAGCUGAACAGAAGCUGGAAAACAGGGAGAUGAGUUUACAGAACGCAGACGAGGCCGAGGGAGGGCAGCAGGCGCCCAGGCAGAGUAAGAAUAAGAAGAGGAAAGCUCCGGAGGCGGGUGGAAGGAAUGAGCAGUGGGUGAUGAAGAGGCAGAGGAUGAGAGCCAGAGAAGAGGAGGAGGUGAUAAAGAGGAAGAGGACGGUGUUCGUGGGCAACCUGCCCGUCAGCUGCACCAGGAAGACGCUGCAGAGCCUCUUCAGGGAUAAAGGAUCCAUCGAGUCCAUCCGGUUUCGCUCUGUGGUCCGAGAGGAUCCCUCCAUGUCCCGCAAAGUAGCAGCGAUUCAACGCAAAGUGCAUCCCAAAAAGCAAAGCAUAAACGCCUACGUGGUGUUUAAAGACGAGGACGGCGUCUCGAAGGCGUUGGAGAGGAACGGCACGGAGAUCGAGAAAGACUUUCACAUCCGAGUGGACCGAGUGACGGACGACUCGGCGCAUGAUCACAAACGCUCUGUGUUUGUGGGGAAUCUUUCAUUCGAGAUAAAUGAACUGGCUUUUCGGCGGCACUUUGAGGGGUGCGGUACAGUGGAGGCUGUACGACUGGUGCGAGACCAGAACUCUGGACUGGGGAAAGGAUUCGGCUACGUCCUGUUUGAGAGCGCCGACUCGGUGCAGCUGGCGUUGGAACUGGACGGCACCAAACUGGAGGGCAGGUCCAUCCGGGUGAAGAGGUCGAUGAAGAAGGAGAAGCAGAAGAAUAAAAGUGACAGCAGAGGAGCCACGGUGAGGGCCGGCAAGGGCCCUGUGAAGGGCCCAUGGCAGGAGAGAGGAGGCCGUCGGGGAGGUUUCAAGUCUCAAAAGAAUUUCCCGGGAAAGCAGCAGACGACAACUAAAAGCUCUGCCUCCUUCAAAGGAGAGAUGGUGGAUCCAAACAAAAAGAGUAAAAAGAAAGGACUGAAGAAGAAAGUGAAGCCAAAAAAGACUGUUCACAUCUGAUCUACACUUUACAGGUAUAAACUCUUUCUGACUGAACCCAGCAGUGAUUCAGCUUCUGCUGCUCUCAUCACAUUUUCAGGAAGAACAAGAAGCAGCAGGUUCACAGAUGCCCCUUUUCCACCAACAUGGAGCGGUUCAGUUCUGGUUCUUGAACCUGAUUUUGAACCAUUCAGACCAAAAAUAAAUUGGUUCAGACCAGAAAAGCAAAAAAAAGCAGGUUUUCUCCAAGUGCACGUCACACACUGAGCGAGCCGCCUGUUAAUGACGCUGUGGGCUAAUGGGCACGUAGCUACUUCCAUGUUUCAGAUGAUACGUCAUGUUUGUAGUCGACCAAUGAAGAUGAGUUUACAUAUCACCUUGGGUUCGUCCUUCACCUUCUCAAAAUGAUCCCACACUUUGGAUUUCCUGCCCGACAUGUUAUUAACUAGCCUGUGGAAUAACCGCAGGUACCAGCCCUGGAAAUUAACCUGACUCCUGUCUGACUGCUGAGCGUGGACACUUCCUGUGUCUGUCCUUUCAAAGUAAACUCACACAUGGUCCAGUCACAUAGGUUUGGAUUUAUUUUGACAAGGUGCAGCUCCUGAUAGAGUUUCACUUUUUUUAAUUUUUUCUGCGUCAUCGUGACCAAUGAAAUCUUGCCGACUAAUGACCUUUUUUGGUUGAAUAACAUUUGGUCGAUUGGUGUACUGACUGUUUUUUUUUCUCUUUUUGUUUUCUCUGGUGCUUUGUUUUAAUUUGCUCCACACAAUAAAGCGAUCCAUCGUCCCA